Messenger RNA from Striga asiatica, 336 nucleotides. The record is from the annotation of a GenBank genome assembly. Lineage: Eukaryota; Viridiplantae; Streptophyta; Magnoliopsida; Lamiales; Orobanchaceae.
AUGGAGAAAAAGCCAAAGAUUCUUGAUGAAGAGGGGAGCAGGAAUCUCAAAGUGCAGGAUCUUAUCUCUGCAAAUCGAGAGCAUUGGCUGGAUUCAAAGCAGCAGAAAGAGAAGAAGGCGCAGAGCGUGGAGACCAGUACGACGGCCUCGAAAAGCCAAGACGAUCUUGAAGAACGGUGCUUGAGCAAGAUGGAGGCGGAUGCGGCGGCGGAAGGGGGAUUGGAGGAGGUGGCUGACUUGUGUGAAGGGGGAUUGGAGGAGUCGACUGAUUCAGUCGAAACGACGGGUUCGAUUGAUGCUAUUCGUCUUGGAAGGGGGAUCGGAGGAAUCGACUGA